Alosa sapidissima (American shad) is the source of this 300-nucleotide messenger RNA. RefSeq names its product disintegrin and metalloproteinase domain-containing protein 11-like. The transcript is spliced from 3 exons. Lineage: Eukaryota; Metazoa; Chordata; Actinopteri; Clupeiformes; Clupeidae. The record is from RefSeq and is a predicted model, not a curated record. Bases 1 to 300 code for a protein of 99 amino acids.
AUGCUCUCCUCGUGCUGUCUACUCCUCGCGGCGCUCUCUGCUUCAGUGACCUGCACAGCUAACGGGACGUGGAAGGAUAUUUCCGAUUGGGAGCAUUCGAAGGACCAAGAUGUGGAGAUAACGGAACCCAAACGGCUCCUGAACCAAAUCGAUUCAGAUGAGGAGUUAGCGCACGAGCGAUUGGACACGCGUGUGAACGAGCUCGUGGCACCACAGGAGUCUCUGCAUCUGCAUCAGACGUCCUUCAGCAUCACGGCCUUCAGUACGACUUUCAUUCUGGACCUGCAGCUCAACCAGUGA